Neodiprion fabricii is the source of this 1696-nucleotide messenger RNA. Its product is annotated as probable cytochrome P450 6a13. The transcript has 6 exons. The record is from RefSeq and is a predicted model, not a curated record. Gene Ontology annotation, molecular function: iron ion binding; monooxygenase activity; heme binding. NCBI's taxonomy places the organism in Eukaryota, Metazoa, Arthropoda, Insecta, Hymenoptera, Diprionidae. Bases 134 to 1687 code for a protein of 517 amino acids.
UCCCCUUAAUUUGAACGUUCAACGGUGUUCUUUAUUUCAUCCACAAAAUCUUGAAUAUCAUUUCAGGUUGCACGGUCAGUAAUAUAAGUCUCAAAAUCUCCAUGGUCAGGGACAUACCUUACCAGUGCGUUGAAUGAUGGGGCUUGUUUCGGAAAAUUUGCUUCUUCAGCUUGUGGGAAUAAUAAUUACAAUCGCUGGUGCGAUAUAUCUUUACCUGAAACAUGUCGCUUACCAUUACUGGAGUUCGAUGGGAAUCGCGCAGUCUACACCUACUAUUCCAUUUGGAAACCUGUGGCCGGUCAUUACUGCAAAAAAGUCCGUGGGCCAACUGAUGCGUGACCUGUACUUGGACCGCAGGGAGAACCGCAUGUUUGGAGUCUAUUCCUUCCACAAGCCAGCACUGGUGGUCUGCGAUCCUGAGAUAAUCCGGUUCAUAAUGACGAAGGAGUUCACAGCGUUCCAGGACCGAGGGUUGUACCACAACGAGAAAAUUGAUCCGAUGUCUGGCCAGCUAUUCUUGCUCAGUGGUCCGAAGUGGAGGCCCCUCAGAGUGAAGUUUACGUCGACGUUCACCACCGGGAAAAUAAAACAGAUGUUUCCACUGGUGAAAGAAGUCGCGGAGAAACUUGGGAAGUGGACGGCCAAGGAGGUGGACCAAAUCGGCGUUGUCGAAGUCAAGGAUCUCAUAGCCAGAUUUAACACGGAUGUAAUAACUGCGGUAGCCUUCGGCCUUGACAGCAGUAGCUUGGAGAACCCGGAAGCGGAGUUCCGCGCUUGGGGCCGGAAACUCCUUGAACCUAAAAUUUUUAAAAAUAUGCUGAUGACACUGUAUCCGUCGAUCAUGACGGCAUUGAACAUCAGUUUUAAUGACAAAGGUACUUCCGAUUUCAUAAUAAAUAUCGUCAAGGACACUAUCGCUCAUAGAACGGCCAAUCACGUGAUUCGAAAGGACUUCAUGGACCUGGUUAUCCAGUUAAUAACUAAGGGCUUUGUGAACUCUGACGACGGCAAAGACAGGAGUCAAGAUCCAGCUGCCAGUGAGAAGAUCACUCUAUUGGAAGGAGCAGCUCAGGUCUUUGUAUUCUGGGUUGCCGGCUUCGAGACGUCUUCUAGCGCCGCCACUCACUGUCUCUACGAGAUGGCGAUGAAUCAGGACAUUCAGGAGAAGCUUGCCGAGGAAAUUAAUACCGUGUUAGAAAAAUUCGGAAGCUUGACAUACGACAGCAUUAUGGAAAUGUCCUAUCUUGACAAGGUUAUUUCAGAAACGCUCAGGAAGUAUCCUUCCUUCCCAAUCCUAAACAGGCAGUGCAACAGGGAAGUCGAGCUGCCCGAGACCGGGUUUGUGGUCCCAGUUGGAACCCCGAUAAUCUUUCCAGUGCUGGGAAUCCACCAUGACCCCGAAAUCUAUCCCGAGCCGGAGAGAUUUGAUCCGGAACGUUUUAACCAAGAGAAUAUUGCAAAGCGACACCAAUACGCUUACCUGCCUUUUGGAAAAGGGCCCAGAAAUUGCAUCGGCAUGAGGUUCGGACUCCUUCAAACGAAAAUCGGUAUCAUCACUCUGCUUUCCGAGUAUCGUUUCAAGCCAGGACCGGACACCAAAGACCACCUACCCACCGAAACAAAAAGUUUUUUUCUCACUCCUCGUGGUAAAGUGACGCUACGUAUUGAGAAACGGCAAAAAAAAUGAGUAGAACUG